This is a messenger RNA of Dendrobium catenatum, 1344 nucleotides long. RefSeq lists its product as uncharacterized. The record is from RefSeq and is a predicted model, not a curated record. The coding region runs from base 1 to 1344 and encodes 447 amino acids. The transcript is spliced from 3 exons. NCBI's taxonomy places the organism in Eukaryota, Viridiplantae, Streptophyta, Magnoliopsida, Asparagales, Orchidaceae.
AUGUCUUCUGAAUUUGAGGCGUUACAACAACAAGGUACAUGGACCUUAGUUCCCACUUCUCCACAUUAUAAUAUUUUGGGAUGUAAAUGGAUCUAUCGUACCAAACGAAAUGCGGAUGGCUCUCUUGCUCGAUACAAGGCUCGUUUGGUGGCUCAAGGUUUUAAUCAAGAGUAUGGUCUUGAUUAUUUUGACACUUUCAGUCCAGUUGCUAAAUUCCCCACAAUACGUAUUCUUUUUACUAUUGCCGUCACUAGCAACUGGCCGAUUUUGCAAUUAGAUAUUUCCAAUGCCUUCUUACAUGACAAGCUAGAUGAAACCAUUUAUAUGAUGCAACCUCUCGGGCUCCCAGAUAAUGUAAGCCUCGCUGAUCCAUCCCUCCUUCGGUUCUCCAAAGAUGCAAUACAGUUAUAUCUCUUGGUAUAUGUCGAUGAUAUUUUACUCACUGGCAAUUCGGCUCAAGCAUUAGAUUCGCUGCUUCAUGCCUUACACUCUCGGUUUCAAAUGCGAAACCUUGGCCAAGCGUCAAAUUUUCUGGGUAUUCAAGUGGUGCCGAUUGCAAAUGGCUUGCAUCUAUCUCAGUCUAUGUAUGCUACUCAACUACUUCAAAAAGCUGGGAUGCAGGAUUCAAAACCGGUUCUCACUCUUUUACCAGUCAAGCUUCCUACCGUAAAUUCCUCUGAUUCUCUGUUUGAGCAACCAGAACUCUACAAACAACUUGUUGGUUCUUUACAAUAUCUUACCAUUACCCGGCCCGAUCUCUCCUUUUCUGUGAAUCUACUUUGUCAGCAAAUGCAUCAGCCGUAUUUAUUUCAUUAUCAGCUUCUUAAGAGAGUUCUUCGUUACAUUGCCGGUACUAUUCAGCUUGGUUUACCAAUUACUAGUUCAUCUCUUGAUCUCCAAGCCUAUUCUGAUUCUGAUUGGGCUGCCGAUUCCACUACUCGAAGAUCUAUUACCGGAUACUGUGCUUUUCUUGGAAAUACUCUUGUCUCGUGGUGUGUCAAGAAACAAACGACGGUUGCUCGUUCGUCUACCGAAGCUGAAGAUCGAGCCCUGGCCACAGCCGCCACAGAUAUUGUUUGGCUUCGUCGUCUUUUACAGGAUUUUUCUAUACCGCCGACGACACCUACCUCUCUUUUCUGUGACAAUGUGUCUGCUUUGGCUCUAGCACAGAAUCCUGUCUUUCAUGCACGUACUAAGCAUAUCGAAGUUGAUUUCCAUUUUAUCAGAGACUAUAUCCGGCAAAAACAAAUUUCUGUUCAUCACAUUGCUUCUAUUGAUCAGCCGGCUGAUCUGUUCACUAAAGCCUUUUCUGCUACCAGUUUCAACUCUUGCGCGACAAGCUAA